Gadus chalcogrammus (walleye pollock) is the source of this 1748-nucleotide messenger RNA. It is a transcript of the gene kcnj11l, whose product is annotated as potassium inwardly rectifying channel subfamily J member 11, like. Gene Ontology annotation, molecular function: inward rectifier potassium channel activity. Gene Ontology annotation, cellular component: plasma membrane. The transcript has 6 exons. Bases 420 to 1748 code for a protein of 442 amino acids. Gene Ontology annotation, biological process: regulation of monoatomic ion transmembrane transport; potassium ion import across plasma membrane. Lineage: Eukaryota; Metazoa; Chordata; Actinopteri; Gadiformes; Gadidae. The record is from RefSeq and is a predicted model, not a curated record.
CUGUUCUGUUCUGUUCCCGUCUGUCUUUAUGUGUGUGUGUGUGUGUGUGUGUGUGUGUGUGUGUGUGUGUGUGUGUGUGUGUGUGUGUGUGUGUGUGUGUGUGUGUGUGUGUGUGUGUGUGUGUGUGUGUGUGUGUGUGUACGUGUGUGUCUGACUGUUUGUCAGCAGUACAACGCAUCACGAGACGUCAUCCCGUUCUUCCGCCCUCUAGCGGCCGUGGCGGUCCCUGCAGCCCCCGCUGGAGACGGGCUUCAGCGCCGUGUUGUCGGUCGGAGGGCGAUCCUCUCGUGGAUGCACGACCGCUCACCUCCUCGGCUGGACUGACCACCCCCGACCCUCCUUUUUCAGACUCCAUUUGAAUCAUCUACCCCGACGGGAUCGAGCCAAGCUACAGCAGCGCUUGACUAUCACUGAAAAGCAUGCUGGCCAGGAAGGGCCUGCUCCCGGACGGCUUCUUGUUGACCAGAUUGGCCGAGAACUCGGCCAAGCCCUGCCGUGCCCGGCCCCGCCCCCACCGCGCCCGCUUCAUCACCAAGAACGGCUCCUGCAACGUGGCCCACAAGAACAUCAGAGAGCAGGGCCGCUUCCUGCAGGAUGUUUUCACCACCAUGGUGGACCUCAAGUGGCAGCACUCGCUGCUGAUCUUCACCUCCUCCUUCCUUUGCUCCUGGAUGCUGUUCGCCAUGGCCUGGUGGCUCCUGGCCUUUGCCCACGGGGACCUGGAGCCCGUUGGGCCCAACGGGGGGCCCCCCGCCGUGCCCUGUGUCACACAGAUCCACUCCUUCACCUCCGCCUUCCUCUUCUCCAUCGAGGUCCAGGUAACCAUCGGAUUCGGGGGCCGCAUGGUGACGGAGGAGUGCCCGCUGGCCAUCACGGUGCUCAUCGUGCAGAACAUCCUGGGGCUGAUCAUCAACGCCGUGAUGCUGGGCUGCGUCUUCAUGAAGACGGCGCAGGCCAACCGCCGCGCAGAGACACUCAUCUUCUCCCGCAACGCUGUCAUCGCCCUGCGCAACGGCCGGCCCACCUUCAUGUUCCGCCUGGGCGACCUCAGGAAGAGCAUGAUCAUCUCCGCCACCGUGCAGCUGCAGGUGGUCCGUAAGGCGGUGACGUCAGAGGGCGAGGUGAUCCCGGUCAGCCAGAUGGACAUCCAGGUGGAGAACCCGCUGCACAGCAACGGGAUCUUCCUUGUGUCGCCGCUGGUCAUCAGCCACACCAUCCAGCGCGGGAGCCCGCUCUACGAGCUCUCCGCCCAGUCGCUGGCCAGCGAGGACCUGGAGGUCAUCGUCAUCCUGGAAGGCGUGGUGGAGACCACAGGGAUCACCAUGCAGGCCCGCAGCUCGUACACGCCGGACGAGAUCCUGUGGGGGCGGCGCUUCGUGUCCAUCCUGUCGGAGGAGGACGGCCGCUACUGCGUCGACUACUCCAAGUUCGGCAACACGGCGCCGGUCCGCAUGUCGUCGCUGAGCGCCCAGGAGCUGGACGCCACGCGGGGGGGCCAGGAGCCUGGGGGCCCGGGGGCCGGGGGACAGCCGCAAGGCUGGGGCCUGGUCCGGGCCGGCAGGGGGGGGUUCAGGAGGGGAGCGGGAGGGGGAGGGGAGCGCAGCUGCUACCCUAGCCCCGCCCCUCAGCCCUGGGAUGGCCAAUCGGAGAAAGGGGAGGAGGAGCCACCGGCAGUGGGGGCGGAGAGGAAAGGACAGAAGAAGACAGUCCAGCUGGAGGUGAUUGGCCCUCAGGAUGAGGAGCAGUGA